Mauremys reevesii (Reeves's turtle) is the source of this 5262-nucleotide messenger RNA. It is a transcript of the gene DIAPH3, whose product is annotated as diaphanous related formin 3. NCBI's taxonomy places the organism in Eukaryota, Metazoa, Chordata, Testudines, Geoemydidae. Gene Ontology annotation, molecular function: small GTPase binding; actin binding; microtubule binding. The transcript has 28 exons. Gene Ontology annotation, biological process: actin cytoskeleton organization; actin filament polymerization. Bases 415 to 4005 code for a protein of 1196 amino acids. The record is from RefSeq and is a predicted model, not a curated record. Gene Ontology annotation, cellular component: cytoplasm; actin filament.
UGUAGGGGGCGGGAGUGGCAGUGGCGGGACUAUUCGGACGCGGCAGAUUGUCCCGCGGCUGGGAGAGCCGCGCUGGAGGAGCGAGUUGCGGCAAACCCGGAUUUUGCUUCUCUGCAUCCGAGCAACCCGCGUGGCUGCUGGGGCAGAGCGAGCAGCCGGAGGCGGCUGAGAUUAGAGGCGCUUCCCGGCUAAAUCCCCCGCCGGGCCGGGCCGAGGCGGCGGCUUUACCCUGAGCCCCCCCGCGCCGCCCUGCUAAGCCGCUCUAAUCCCAGACACACGCCGGGCGCGGCCGAGGCCGAGGCCAGCGGCGCCAGCAGGGGAGAGCCCCGGGUCCGCCGGCCUAGGCGAGUCAGUGACCCACCCGCCUGCGACCUGCCCGGGAAGAAGACCAAGCCGGGCUCCGCGCCCCUUGCCAUGGAGCCGCGGCGGCCGCAGCAGCGCUACAGCGACUCGUCGCCGCCGCCGCCCGUCCGGGGGGCCCGAGAGAACAAGCUGCUUCGCAGGAAGGUGCCCGCCGGGGCGGGGAGUGGGCCCGGCCCGGAGGACGCGGCUGUGGACGGCAGGAAACCCAAAUUUCAUUUAAAUAUCAAGACACUGACAGAUGAUAUGUUGGAUAGAUUUGCCAGCAUAAGGAUUCCAGGCAGUAGGAAAGAAAGACCUCCUUUAUUGCAGCUGAAACAAUCUCAUUCCUCUAUUGAUUGGUCAUCACCUCCCGCAGAUGUGGAUGAAUUCAUUCCCAAACCCUUGUCAGAGCGAGAAAUCCUAGCACUUUUUGAAAAAAUGAUGGAAGAUAUGAAUUUAAAUGAAGAUAGAAAAACACCAUUGCGAGAAAAGGACUUCAAUACCAAAAAAGAAAUGGUGAUGCAAUAUAUCAGUACUGCUUCAAAGGCUGGAAGCCUCAAGAGCAGCCGACAGAUUACAGCACAGGAAUUCAUCCUGGAACUAAAAUCUGGAGCAACAGAUGAAAGACUUGUCACUUGCUUAGAAUCUCUACGGGUUUCUUUGACCAGUAACCCUGUCAGUUGGGUUGAAAACUUUGGACAUGAAGGACUGGGAUUGUUGCUGGAUGUUUUAGAAAGACUGGUUGAAACAAAAUCUCAGGACAGAGUUGUGAAGAGGAGUCAGCAUAAGAUCGUACAGUGUUUGAAGGCCUUUAUGAAUAAUAAGUAUGGGUUGGAAAGAAUAAUGGGAGAAGAAAGGAGCCUUUCAUUGCUGGCCAGAGCAAUUGAUCCCAGACAAACUAACAUGAUGACUGAUGUUGUUAAACUCUUGUCUGCAAUAUGCAUUGUUGGAGAGGAAAACAUCCUUGAAAAAAUUUUGGAAGCUGUAACAACAGCAGCAGAAGAAAGGAACAUAGACAGAUUUUCCCCCAUUGUAGAAGGCCUUCGGGAUAACUCAGUUCAGCUGCAAGUAGCUUGUAUGCAGCUCAUCAAUGCUCUUGUAACAUCUCCUGAUGAUCUGGACUUCAGGCUCCACAUCAGAAAUGAAUUUAUGCGCUCUGGAUUGAAGGAGAUAUUGCCACAAUUGACAUGUAUAAAGAAUGAUGCUCUAGAUAUCCAGCUGAAAGUCUUCAAAGAGCACAAGGAAGAAGACAUGAUUGAGUUCUCCCAUCGUUUGGAAGAUAUUAGAUCUGAACUAGAUGAAGCAAAUGAUGUUUACAAUAUGGUGUGGAACACAGUCAAGGACACUAAUGCUGAAGGAUAUUUUCUUUCUAUUCUCCAGCAUCUUUUGCUCAUACGAAAUGAUUAUUUUAUACGACCCCAGUAUUUCAAAUUAAUUGAAGAAUGUGUGUCCCAGAUAGUAUUGCAUCGAAGUGGAACAGACCCAGAUUUCACCUAUCGUAAAAAGUUAGAUGUAAAUUUCAGUCAUUUAAUAGAUGUUUGUGUAGAUAAAGCAAAAAUAGAAGAAUUUGAAGAGAGAGCUUCAGAACUUUCCAGGAAAUUUGAAAAAGAAUUUAUAGUCCAUCAGGAGAUCCAGUCCCUACUGCAGAAAAAAGAAGAAAAAAUCAAUGCGCUAGAAGCAGAAUUACAGGCUUUUAAAUCCCAGUAUGGCUCCAUAGCACAUGGAUCAGAUGUUCAUUUUUUACCAUCAAUACAAGGAGGCACAUCUAUUCCUCCAUCAGCUGCUGCAGCACCUGAACAGUUACUACCACCUCCGCCACCAGCACCUUUUAAUGGAGCAGUGCCGCCUCCGCCACCACCUCCGCCACUGCCUUUUAUGAAUAGCUCAGGAAUGGCUCCAUCUUUUGGUGCACCACCACCUCCUCCGCCACCAGGCUUUCCUGGAGUACAGUGGUCUCCACCUCCACGUACAUUGCCCUUUGGAUUGAAGCCUAAAAAAGAAUUCAAACCUGAGAUCACCAUGAAAAGGCUCAAUUGGUCAAAGAUUAGGCCACAUGAAAUGAAUGAAAACUGUUUCUGGCUAAAAGCAGAUGAGGACAAGUAUGAGAAUGCUGAUUUGCUUUGCAAACUGGAGCUUACGUUUUGUUGUCAAAAGAAAGUAAAACAGGAAGAGGACGAUUUUGAAGAGAAGAAAUCUAUUAAGAAACGAAUCAAAGAACUAAAAGUCUUAGACCCGAAGAUUGCACAGAAUCUCUCAAUUUUCCUUGGUUCUUUCCGAGUGCCUUAUGAGGAAAUCAAAAUGAUGAUAUUGGAAGUAGAUGAAACACAGCUGGCAGAGACCAUGAUUCAGAAUUUAAUAAAACAUCUUCCUGAACAAGAGCAGCUGAAUACACUAUCCAAAUUCAAGAGUGAAUAUAAUAAUUUGUCUGAACCAGAGCAGUUUGGAAUUGUGAUGAGCAAUGUGAAGAGACUACAGACACGGCUCAGUGCUAUUCUCUUUAAGCUUCAGUUUGAGGAACAGGUGAACAACAUCAAACCUGACAUCAUGGCUGUCAGUGCUGCCUGUGAAGAGAUAAAGAAGAGCAAAAGCUUUAGCAAGUUGCUGGAACUAGUGUUGCUAAUAGGAAACUACAUGAAUGCAGGUUCUCGGAAUGCACAGACCUUUGGAUUUAACCUCAGCUCUCUAUGUAAAUUAAAGGACACAAAGUCAGCAGAUCAGAAAACAACUUUGCUCCAUUUUCUGGUUGAAAUAUGUGAAGAGAAGUAUCCUGAUGUCCUGAAUUUUAUUGAAGAUUUGCACCAUUUAGACAAAGCUAGUAAAGUCUCAGCAGAAAACCUGGAGAAGAACCUGAAGCAGAUGGAAAGGCAGCUUCAACAGCUUGAGAAGGAUUUGAAGAUCUUUCCCCCUCCUGAUGAUAUCCAUGACAAGUUUGUGACAAAGAUGUCUAGCUUUGCAGUUUAUGCAAGAGAACAUUACCAAAAACUUACCAGGAUGCAUAAGAACAUGGAGAAGCUCUAUCAAAAUGUGAUGGGAUACUAUGCCAUUGAUUUGAAAAAAGUUUCGGUGGAAGAAUUUUUAACCGACUUGAAUAACUUCAGGACAAUGUUCUUGCAAGCAGCCAAGGAGAAUAUAAGAAGAAGAGAAGCAGAGGAAAAACAGAGACGUGCUAGAAUAGCUAAGGAGAAAGCAGAAAAAGAAAAAAUAGAGAGGCAACAAAAGAAAAAGCGCUUGUUAGAAAUGAAAACAGAGGGUGAUGAGACAGGAGUGAUGGAUAGCCUGCUGGAGGCCUUGCAGUCAGGUGCUGCUUUCCGAGACCGGAGAAAACGGACACCAAGGCCUAAAGAUAUACUGCAAAAUCUCAGCCCAACGAAUCAGAGGCCAGUUCUGAAACCUUGUAACCAUGAGAACCAGAAAGCACACCUAGAAAAGUCGCAUUCAAACCACAGUAUCAAUUUCAACUUCACAAGGACUCCAAUCACCAAGGAGUUUAAUUAUGACAUGGAAGCUAAUUCCUCUAUAGCAAGGAGCAAGGCUGUUGGAAGAAAGGAAGCCUACAAUGGAGAAAGCAACAGAGAAAAGGAAAUGGAGCUUGUUGGCUCUGCUUCCAAAGGAGAAGUAGUUCCUGAAGUAGAGGCUUUGCUGGCAAGAUUACGCGCAUUGUAAAUUAAUCCUAUAAAACUGAUUAAGUAAUCACUAAAGACAAGUUAUAAUAAGCUGCUACAUUUUUAAAAUAUGCAUUAAUUUUUCAUGACUGACAUUUACACACUUCUGUAUUCCAAACUUCACAUACUUUAUAUCUAAAAUACAAAUGUGUUAUGCUUUGCCUAUGAAUUUGAGCCCAUGGUUUAUGCAUAACUAUAAGAAGGCUUGUACGCAUUUCUACCUACCGACAAUCUGUUCUAAUGUAUCUGGAGCAACAGAUGCUGAAUUACCCCAAGAAACAAUUAUUUUAGUGUCCAGACUUCUGAACACAAUGUUAUGAGAACUUUUCUCCACAAUACAUUUUAACUAGUUUUAAACCAUUAUGUUUGGUCAUUAUCUAGGACUAAUAAAUAGCUGCAGAACCAACCUGUAUAUUUUUCUAUUUUAUUUCUAUGUAUCACCUGCAGUGUAAUUUUUAGCACCUAAGGAAGUUCAUUAUUGUAUCAUAUUAAACGCUUACGGAGGAAAAUGUAUACUAUGUACAUUUCUCAUAGCCAUGUUUUAAUUCACUUUAAUCUAAAUAAGAACACCAAAGAAUGUUGAAUCGUUUAUGCAUUAGCUAAAUGGUAACAUGAACAGAAACUUACAUCUAUGCAAGAAAUGUAUUUUAUGUAUGACUGAUAUUUCAUUGCUGUUAAACUUGUUUGGAUGAUUGUAUAAAACCAAUCUACAAAAGUUCUAUGAAUACAAUGUUGCAAUUGUGCACAUAGGAUAGAAGCUUCUUUUUAUAAGUAGCUACCAAAAUAAUUUUUCACUAUUUUUGCUUGAGUAAACAUAAUAUUGCAAUAAUAAUAUAAAGAACACCUAAUGGCAGAGACUUCUACAAUUGGUUUUCAACAAACUCAUUUAGCAAUAGCAUGUACAAUCUCAUUUGCUGGCACAGGAGGAAUCUCACAGAUAAUUGCAUCUCCAUUUUGACACAAGUCAUUGUACACUGUUACAUGUUCACUAACAUUUUUUAAUUGCACAUCACCAUGAAAAAAACUUGCUACCUAUACUAUCAACUUGGAAGCGACUAUUAGGACAUUUGGUCCUUUAUUUCAAGUUCCUACUAAUCAGAAUGUAUUCAGUGACUAAUCUCUCUCUUCCAAAUACUCUAUUUUUCUUUAUAAAUGAGUCAGUUAAAUGAAACCAAUGUUUCAAAGCUCUGGUGCUUUUUAUUUCCUUGUUUAAGUUGCCUUCUUAUUUCCUGCAAAAAAUAAAGUUAAUUAAUUAGAA